Arachis stenosperma is the source of this 1584-nucleotide messenger RNA. RefSeq lists its product as uncharacterized. Gene Ontology annotation, cellular component: cytoplasm; nucleus. The transcript is spliced from 8 exons. The coding region runs from base 58 to 1326 and encodes 422 amino acids. Gene Ontology annotation, biological process: snRNA import into nucleus. The record is from RefSeq and is a predicted model, not a curated record. NCBI's taxonomy places the organism in Eukaryota, Viridiplantae, Streptophyta, Magnoliopsida, Fabales, Fabaceae.
GUUCAAUAUAUUAUUUUGUGUUGUGAUUUGAGAGAAGCUGAAGGAGCGGCUCUAGCCAUGGCACCGCACGAUCUCCGCCGUCCAUUCAAACGACCGUUGAUCUCUGAUCAAGAGAAGCGCAGGCAGCAGUCCCUGCUCCGGCAGGCACAGAAUCGACGCGACGCCCAGAACCAUGCUCGAUUCCUCGCCUCCACCGCCUUAUCGCUCGAACAACCGCACGAACUCGAACCCGAACCCGAAUCAGCACCCGAACUUCACGACGAACUUAUACCUGACUCCGAAGCUCCCGAGUCACCGAAGGAGCUUGACGUGGUUGAAGCGUCGAAGCUGAAAGGCGCGGAGGCUCGGAAAUGGUUCGCGAAACAGCUGAUGCAUCCCGAAUGGAUGAUCGACAUUCCCGAAAAUCUCUCACAAGACUGGUUUGUGUUUGCUAGGCCUUCUGGAAAACGAUGCUUUGUGGUUUCGUGCAACGGCACGACGAUAAGUCGUUUAAGGAACGGUUCGAUACUGCACCGUUUUCCGUCGGAGUUGCCGAAUGGUGCGAGAAGAAAGGAUUCCUCUGGUCCUGCUCAGUCUUACUCCAUUUUGGACUGCAUUUUUCACGAGGUGGAUCAGACUUACUAUGUGAUUGACAUGGUUUGCUGGCGUGGCUACUCGCUUUAUGAUUGCGCUGCAGAAUUUAGGUUUUUCUGGUUGAAUUCCAAGCUUGCUGAGACUGGCGCUUGUGAACCUCCCUCGCAUUAUCACAAGUACAGGUUCAGUUUGGUUCCAGUGUACUGCUGCGACCAGAGCGGUUUAUGUGCUGCCUAUACUGGAUCUGUGCCUUAUGUAAAAGAUGGUCUUCUGUUUUAUAACAAGCAUGCACACUAUCAGACAGGAAUUACACCACUAGCAUUGGUUUGGAAGGAUGAGAACUGCAGUCAGUAUGUCAUGGACACAGAUAGCAAAGGACAGGUUCCAAAUCAUCAGCAGGUGGUUUUGGAGCUACAAGAAGGUGGAAAGCUGUGCACUUCCGAUGAUCCUCCUGUAGUAUUUGGAUGUUUAGAUGGAGGCUUUAUGCAUGAGUCAGAGUUGCAUUCAGGAUUUCUUGUACGGUUUGCAAUUGGAGAAGGGGGACUGGUUUUGGUGGAUGGAAAACUUGAGAAAGCUGAUCUAAAUUAUCUAGGCAAGGCCAACCGUGCUCGUGCUUCUGCUGAUAGUUUCUCUAAGGUUAUGUUCCAAUACAGUGUUCGACACUCUCCUCUAAGAAUUGAUGAUUUGUUAGGAUCUGUCAACUCAGCAGCUGAUGAAAGUAACAAAGUUUGUGAUAUUGAAAUGGAUGGUUGAUAGAAAUGUAUAAAGGCUUUCAAGUGAUUUGCAAAAUUGCUAGCUUCCCACACGUUCAGAGAGAGGGAGUUGUAUUUGUCAUGUCUAAGAGUGCAAUUUGCCAAAUGCCAACAAAGUUUCUUUAACCAAGAUGGUAGCAGGUGUGCAUAUUCGAUUUCAUUUUGUCUAUGGUUCAUUUGAUGCUGAUGUAAUAUAUCUUAUGUAGUUUUCUACCAUUAAGCAACAUAGAUAGGGAGCACAUGAAUGUAUAGUACAGGC